Manihot esculenta (cassava) is the source of this 1302-nucleotide messenger RNA. Its product is annotated as ATP-dependent Clp protease proteolytic subunit-related protein 4, chloroplastic. Bases 76 to 1002 code for a protein of 308 amino acids. Gene Ontology annotation, cellular component: endopeptidase Clp complex. NCBI's taxonomy places the organism in Eukaryota, Viridiplantae, Streptophyta, Magnoliopsida, Malpighiales, Euphorbiaceae. Gene Ontology annotation, molecular function: ATPase binding; ATP-dependent peptidase activity; serine-type endopeptidase activity. The record is from RefSeq and is a predicted model, not a curated record. The transcript is spliced from 8 exons. Gene Ontology annotation, biological process: protein quality control for misfolded or incompletely synthesized proteins.
GGCAGCCAAUUAUGUUUCUGCAUCUUCUUUCAUUUCAACCUCUUCUCCUCUCUUAGCACUCAGCGACUGCUGUCAAUGGAGUUCGCAACCGCUACAGCAUCGAGCCUCGCGCUCCACACGCGCAUGAUAGCAUCUCCAGCGGCUUCAUUACGAACCUCAAAGUCCAACCGAACCCUAGCUUACUCUUCCUCAUCUUCUUCUCUCAGAACUUCUCUCUCAACAAGCUUCUUCUCCCCCUCCGCUGUCGGCGGAACUGCCAUUAGUGACUUCUCCGGUAUAAAAAUUCGACCUGAAUGUCUCAAUCCGGCGUCAAUUUCCAGUUCCAAAGGCAAAAGAAGCGUUGUCACUAUGGUUAUUCCUUAUACUAGGGGAAGUGCGUGGGAGCAACCUCCUCCUGACUUAGCAUCUUACCUGUACAAGAAUAGGAUUGUUUACUUGGGAAUGUCCCUUGUGCCUUCUGUGACAGAAUUAAUACUUGCAGAAUUUCUUUACCUUCAAUAUGAGGACGAAGAGAAACCCAUUUACCUCUAUAUAAACUCCACUGGUACAACCAAGGGUGGUGAAAAGCUGGGUUAUGAGACAGAGGCUUUUGCUAUCUAUGAUGUUAUGGGGUAUGUCAAGCCACCUAUAUUUACUCUCUGUGUUGGUAAUGCUUGGGGUGAAGCAGCUUUACUUCUGGCUGCUGGGUCAAAGGGAAAUCGUUCUGCUCUUCCUUCAUCGACUAUCAUGAUAAAACAGCCAAUAGGGAGGUUUCAAGGUCAAGCAACUGAUGUCGACCUUGCAAGAAAGGAAGUCAAGAAUGUGAAAGCAGAAUUGGUCAAUCUCUUGGCAAAGCAUAUUGGAAAAUCACCUGAACAGAUUGAAGCAGACAUCAGUCGCCCAAAAUAUUUUAAUCCAGCUGAGGCAGUUGAAUAUGGCAUCAUAGACAAGGUAAUAUAUAAUGAAAGGAGCCCUGAAGACCGUGGAGUUGUUUCUGACCUUAAAAAGGCACAGCUUAUAUGAUUGGCAGAAGUUUCAAUUGGUGAUGGUUGGGAGUAAUCAGGUAAGGUUAUAUGUUAAUUUGCAUUUGGCUGAAGCCAAUCAUGUCGAAUUGAUGGGAACACAAGGGAGCCGAGAAAUGGAAUAAUUAAUGAGAGCAAAGUUGUGGAUAAGCUUUUUUAGCUAUGGGAUCAUGCUGUUUCAGUGGUUAAUCAAUACGUACAACGAGCAUCGAUUGUAACAGGAUGGAUUGCAAAAACUAUGAAUGUUGGACGCGUCUAAUUUCAUGUAGAUCCAAUUUAAUUGUAGCUACUUAGUUUGUUC